Messenger RNA from Vitrella brassicaformis, 1062 nucleotides. The record is from the annotation of a GenBank genome assembly. Lineage: Eukaryota; Vitrellaceae.
CUGAAAUUGCGAAACCGCUCUCUCCAAGAACUACGCUGGCGCACGCCCUCCAGCCAAAAGUAAGCAGAUAACCCUCGAAGAUCAGACAGGAAAGGCAAUACAAAGACAGAUCAGGACAGAUCUCUCGUGGAAGACCUCUCACUGACAGAGGGAGGCCUUCGCGCGCUGUGACACACACGCACCCCACCCUGUAUGCGCGGUCGCGUUUCCCUGCUUGUCUCUCUGUGUGUGUGUGUGUGUGUCCAGUGGUGAAGUUCAUGAAGCCCGGCCGCAUCGUGAUAGUGGUCGCCGGCCGGUACGCGGGCAAGAAGGGUGUGAUCCUGAAGUGCUACGACGACGGCAACAAGCCGGCGAGCCGCAACUUCGGUCACUGCCUGGUGGCGGGCAUCGCCAAGAACCCCCUCAAGGUGACCACCCGGAUGUCCAAGGAGAAGGUGGAGAAGCGGCUGAGGAUCAAACCCUUCUUGAAGUACGUCAACUACAACCACAUCAUGCCCACACGGUCAGUGGCACUCAGCCACAGAUUGAUUAUUGACACAGGGACACAGGGAGGGAGGGAGGCAGGGGGGGAGGGAGGCAGAAAGGACAAGGGACGUCUGUCUGUGUGUGUGUGUGUGUCUGUGUGUCUGUGUGUUGUGUGAUGGUGCAGGUACACGUGUCCGGCUGAGGCGUUUGGUGACGUCAAGACGCUCGAGGCGCAGGACAGGGUGGAGGCACGGAAGGCACUCAAGACCGUCAUGAAGGAGAAGUAAGCACCAUCAGACGCGCAGACACAGACACAUAGCGAGGGAGGGAGAGAGGGCAGCUGCACAUUGAGUGUCUGUUUCUGCGUAUCCCUGGUUGUGUGGCUCAGGGUUGCGAAGCUGCAGGGUGCCGAGAAGGAGAAGGGCAAGAUCGGCGCGGGCAAGGACUUCUCGUGGUUCAGACAAAGACUCAGAUUCUAAGCCGAGACAGACAGACAGCUGGAUGGAUGGAUGGCCCACAACACAAUCGAGCGAACCACCCACACCACCAUCGUCUUAGCAGCUGCUGCAGGCACCGCACCGGACCCUUCUUCAGCCA